AACGACGUUCAAUUGCGCGGUGCCUGUGACGUUUGCCGGGAUCUUGACAGAGAUGGUGUCAUAGAGCUGACUACCCGCGGGACCCGAUCCCUGGAUGUGGAAAGUGGGGUUGAAUUUGCCGUCGUACAAGACAGUUCCAACGUCGCUGGUCGUCGGUUUGACAGCGCCAGAGAGCAGGCUGAUGACCACGGAAGCCUCGACGGAGCCGGGCUGCACGAGAGGCUGGGUGAAUAUAAACGGUUGACCCGGCCGUCAGGACAGUGCCUGCGGUGGGAGACUGAAUGGUUAUGCCCUGCACGAAGGACGCGAAUCCGAGCAUCGCGGCAGAGAGCGUGGCGGUAGUGAAUUUCAUUUCGGGCUGAGGCUGAUCGUCGUUUGAGUAGCGAAUAGUCGAUGGCUUUGUUUGAGACUGGACCCCUGCGUCUUGACAUUCACUGGCAUCGCAUGACCGACCGCUAGGCUCGGUUCCGGGGGGACAAUAUUAAUGUUCACGCCUUGAUCUAAAAUGCCUACCACCACUCAAUUCAUUUCGGCCGGUAUGCCGUACGAAAGCCCAGACAAGAUGAGUAUUGUAUUCUGCCGGGUAACAUUGUCUGCCGAGCCCACUAUUUUUGGAUUUGAG
Messenger RNA from Mycena citricolor, 622 nucleotides. The record is from the annotation of a GenBank genome assembly. NCBI's taxonomy places the organism in Eukaryota, Fungi, Basidiomycota, Agaricomycetes, Agaricales, Mycenaceae.